UAUAUCAUCGAGUCACCUAACUUUACCAGUAAAGAACUGAAAGCGUAGGCAAUUUUUUCAAUGGAAGCUUGGAGAGAGGGUUUGUUAUUUGAAUUUAAUUAAGCCGGCUUUUUUGUUAUUAAUGUUUAUAAAUUAAAUAAGUAUCGAUGAUUAUGGCUCGUUCAGAUUUUCGUGUAAAAGUCGAUUUAUCGAAAUAUUAUCAUGAUAUACGACGAUUUUGUUGGGUUUUCGUUGAUGGAACUAAAAUCUUACAAAUUUCUGACAUGAAGAAACAUAUUAAAAAAUUAUUUAACAUUUGUGAACCAUAUCAUUUAUGUUUAAAUAAUACUGAAUAUUUACCACCAUUUGAAGAUGCCCGAAUUAUAAAAGAGAAUGAAACAAUUAUUGUUAUACCAGGCAGUGGUUUGGAAGAUGAAAUAGAAUCUUCUAUAAAUUUUGUAUCACCAUCUAUUCAAGAUAAUGACAAUAGUGAAAACAAAGGGAACAGAACAUUUAAUCACAAAGAAACACAAACUGUAGAAUUUUAUGAUAUGGAAGUGACAGUUCCUACAAAAGAUAUUACUAUUCAGUCAAAUGAACUUUUAUCUGAUUCAAAACAAGAUUUAUAUUCUACGGAUAUAAUAUUUCAUAGUAUAGUAAAUGAUACAGAAGAUAAUUUUACAGAUUCUAAAACAAUGAAUAGUACUAUUACGGAAGAUUAUAGUUUCAUAAAAAAACAAUCACCUUCAACAAAACGUAAAAGAGUACGACAUAGAAAAGGAAAAAAGAAUAUAUCAACGUUUAUACAAAAUCCUGAUGACAAGAAUGAUACAACGAAAAAACCUAAAAUAGUAGAUUCUCUUGUUUUAUCUUCAGGAAAGCAUAUAAGAUUUGAUACAUCUGAAACAAAUGAAAUACAAAUGAUGCAACAGUUUGUGAUUGAACCUGCAUUAUCUAAACUAAUUAGCUUAAGGAAUAGUUCUACACCUCUUACAUUUCCUAAUAAAAAAAUAAAAGAAGAAAUCGUUAAGCCACAAAAUAUAUCUACUAUAGAAGUUGAAAAUAUAGAUAUUUCUAAUGAAAAAACAAAUGAGACAUUAAAUAAUACAGUUGAAAAAAAUACAUCUAGAAAAGAAAUUAAUCACGAUCUUAAAAAUCAAUCAUUUUCUGAUAUAGAACUUGAACAAUACCCUCCUGUAAAAAUGCAAGAUGUAGAAAACAAUGAUAUUAUUGCAUUUAAAAUGUUAAGAAUCGGGGAAGAUUACAGUCCACACAUGUCUAACAUAAUUAUAGCACAGGUUAUGACAUUAAAUCAACAAACCAGUAUUUUCACUCUUAAAAUAAUAAAAGGAUUAGAUCAAAUAUAUAAUGGUACCAUUCCUUCAGGAAAGUUUAGUAUUCUGGAACCAGAAAUGAAAGGAAUAAUAUCGAAUAUUUUAAAUAUAAAUUAUUCUCACAUGAUGGAACCAUGUUUUAUAAAAAAGUCAUCUAGUAAUAACACGAACACAGUUUCUUAAAAUAUUAAUUAUAAUUAUUUUUUAUAUUUUAACAUUUUCGUUCCUGUUUCUUAAAAUAAGCAUGAUAAGCAUCUCUUUGUCUUAAUCUUUCAUUAAGUCUGCUGUUAUUUUAUUAUGUUUAAUAUAUUUUAUAAAAGGCAAUUUCAAAUGUUAAAAAUAAUUUUAUUAUGAACGAAGUUAUGAUAUUAUCUUAUAUGUUAAAUCUUAUAUCUUAUAAAGUUAAAUAGUUAUAAUACCUACUUUUUAUAAUAUUGAUUGUCUUAGAUGACAUAUUAUAAACAAGAAGUUGCCAAACUAAUAUAUUUUAUAGCAAAUGUAUAAGACAUUAGUUAUUUAGUGUGAAUACGAUGACUCAUUUAUUUUUUCUAUUUUUAAAAAUUUUAGAACGAUGUAUGUGUAUAUAUAUAUAUAUACGUAUGUGUGUAUGUAUGUUAUAUGUAUAUACAUAUGUAUACGUAUAUGUGUAUAUAUGUAUAUAUAUGUGAAGUUUUUUAAUUGAAAAAAAACGCAAUAUGUAAAAUUCAUAUAAAAAAAAUUCCUUUUAAAAUAUUUCUUUUCCAAUAAUUUCAUUGUGAUUAUAAUUGUCAAUAACUUUAUAGUUCUAGCUUUAAUAUUAAGUAAUAUUACUGUUAACAAAACAAAUUGUAUUUUUUAAUCAAAGUUUCGUAUUUAUCACAAGAUUUAUAAUUAUUAAGAUAUACAUUUAUAAAUAUAACUAACCAUUGAAUAUACAAUCAUAAAUGAGUUCAGUCGUACGACCAAUGAAAAUACUCGAAUAGUUAAAUAUGGAAGUAGAGAGGAAUAAUAUUGGAAAUUAAUAACAUUCAUUGAUAUAUAUAUUUUUCGAAUAGAAACGUUUUUUUUUUAUAAACUAGAAAAAAAGAAACGGAAUAAAAAAUAAAAACAAUUUAUACUUCAUAAAUAAUACAUGAGAAUAAAAAUGAUUACUAUAAUAAAUUUCGAAUUCGUAACCUUUGAAUGUAUUUCACAAGUGACGUCACGACAAGCUAACUUCCGGUUUUAAGCUAAUUAAAGGAUAUCCUUUAUCGAAAGAUGGCGACGGUAAGGAUUAUUCAGGAUUGUCCAAAUUAAAGACAUAACGGCACAUGAUCAUCGGCGUUUCUAGUAGUUGUAUGUUUCGUGCGUCAAUAUUUAAUACAUCGGUAUCGUAGAAGCAUACAUAUGUACAUACGUACAUAAGUAUAACAAAAAGUUAGUGGCAGAUAGUGAAAAUCACGAAAGAUAUUUCCGCGAGGAUAUUCGCGCUUUUCGAUGCGCGUUUAACAAUGGGAAUUAUAAACGAUGACAAUGAGCCACAUCAAGAGUCACGUUUUCUCUCGAGAAUUUAGCUCGUGUAGUUUAAACCUCGAGGAAAAGUCGACCGGCACGAGGAAAACUUCAAGGCGUUGGCACUGCUGCGUUCCUUGACAAUUGCAAAAGCAAUUGCAGUUUAUACGAAUUAGAGAUAGAGAGAUAUUGACAACGAUUAUAUUAUUUUCAAACGAUAUUAUUAAAGUGUUCUGUCUAUCGUGAGAAAAAAAAGAAAGAGAGAGAGAGAAAGAAAGAAAGAAAGAAAGAAAAAGAAAAAGAUAGAUAGAUAGAUAGAUACCUAGAUAGAUAGAUAGAUAGAUAGAAAGAAAGAAAGAGAGAGAGAGAGAGAGAGA
This is a messenger RNA of Vespula vulgaris, 3160 nucleotides long. RefSeq lists its product as uncharacterized. NCBI's taxonomy places the organism in Eukaryota, Metazoa, Arthropoda, Insecta, Hymenoptera, Vespidae. The record is from RefSeq and is a predicted model, not a curated record. Bases 147 to 1496 code for a protein of 449 amino acids. The transcript has 5 exons.